AGACAUUCAAAUGUCACAAACACGCUUUUUGGUUUAAUAAUUUGUACAUAUAAUGUAACAUUUUAUUAAAAGACGUAUUUAUAUUUAAUUUUUGUUAAAUAUUAAACUGUACGUGUCAAAAUAAUUUGGGGCAUCCGGUUUACCUGUUAUAGCGGGUAUGCACGUGACAUGACCUUCGGUGAAAGUGACUGCGGUUACGCCCACUGAGUGGCAAAAGUCUGAGCGAAAGCAUUAGCAUAGCGUGAAAAACGCUUCUAAAAUGGGAAAAGUAAUUGUUCGAUCGACUGUGCUAACGGAUUCAACAAAAUUUUGGAGCUGUCUUUUUCUAGACUGCAAAAACAUUUAAAGGAGAAGUGUUCUACAAAGGUAGGAUGGUUUAAUAGUGUUGACAACAUGACAGGAAAAGCAAUGUCUGGCCAUAUGCCAAUGUCCACAGACUACUGGUUGUUUGGAAAGUUGUUAGGUUCAAUGUUAAGGGCAAAUCAAUUCAGUUUAAGUUUUACUGGCGCUUUCGCAGCACCCCCUAGAAAACCAACUGUUUUGUUGAAUGUUUUGCAACUCAACAGGGCGAGCUCCGGCGUGGUCACGUGGAAAAGUGACGUCGUUGCGCAUACCCUCUAUUAUUUUUGAACGGUUGUUAUAACAAACCUGCAAAUGUUGCGACUGGCCAAUCAAAGUCAAGCAUUCCAACGUAUUAAGCAUUCCAUAUGCACGCUUUUAUUACAGUGCUUUUGCAAGCCUGUGAGUAAGAGAGUAAAUAUGUUAUGUUCCUUUUGUCACGGUGUUCGCAGAGGCAGGGUUACAGAUGCCUGGCAUUGCUGACAUUAUUGGCAUUAGCCCUGUAUGUUUUCAUUUUUAGCAUGUGGCCCUUUGGGCCAUCGUAGCAUACUGUUAACUAAAGGACAUUAUAACCAUAUAGUCCUAAAAUGUUACCGCUUUCUCUUUUCAUUAUAGCAUCAAAAAGUACAGAUUGCAAGAUGUAUUGCACUUGUCUUUCAAUUGAGACACAAGAAUGGUUAACAUACUUGCUAUAUAAUAGCCAGUCAGGGUCCUGGUAUAAUGCAUGUCUACAUGUAAAUACUGUUUAAACCAAGUUUGAGUUUUUUUUUACUUUAAGCUCUUGUAUGUGGCCAUUAAACCCCCAGUUUACCCAUCAAAAUUAUGUGCUGUGUGCACAUAUAAGAUACCUUAAAACUGCUUGUUUUGGUAAUGGAUUGACUAGUCUCUGCUUAAACUGAUAAUGUAGCCUACUAUAACCUGAAUUGACCUUUAAGGUCAAUGAGAGAGACAUAGAUAAGGACAUGCCAAACUAAUUCCUAUGCUUUGAUUAAUGGCACCCAUGAUUUGCCACCUGCUGCUUUAUAUUGCUCUCUGCAAGUAACUGAUCUCCAAGCGCUUGCGUGCGCGGCGUCCACAUUUUAAAUAGCAGCCUAAAUUUAUCAGCUUUGUGGAGGUCGUCAAAAAUUCAGACAUCGACAGCGUGUGAGCGGGGGGGAAUACUGUUACCAUCGGUUUAUUAGAUAUACGACUGUCAAAGUGGACCCAUCUUUAAUAAUGCAUGAGAUGCUUGGCUCCUUUACUUCGUAUACGAAUGCUUUACAUACUAACAGCAGGUGCCUUAAAUAAAGUGACAGGUUAACCAACGAUGGGAGUGGGGUCACGUGCUUUUGCCAAUUUUACAAAAUAUUAAGGGAUAAAUCAUCUGUUAUCAACUUUGGAAAAAUAUGUUAUAAAUUACUAAAUUUUUGUUAAAUUUUUAAUUAUGUUACUUUGGCUGAAUGUUUUUAACUAGCCUAUACAUACAAUAUUUACCUGUUUGGCAAAAUUUGAUUUUUUUUAAAUAUAAUUUGUGUAAAAUAUAUUGUCAACUAGUUUAUUUUACUUGAAUUAAGUCACAUUUUUAAGACAACCAGGUAACCAACAUUUUUUACAGUGAAAAUAAUUAAUUAAAUAAUAACUAAUUAUAUAAUAAUACAAAUUGAACUAUAAUUUAACUAAUAUAGUUUAAGUUCUAAUAAAUAAUAAAGCAUGUUACAUACAUAUAUAGACGUUAAGGAGUGCUUGGGCUAAAAUUAUUAUGCUAUAACAUUUCUGCAGAAGUACUUGUCUAAAAUACAAAAACAUUUACAUCGUUGUUGCACAGAUUUAUUAUAAUAUUUUUUACUUAUAUAGAGGGCUUUAUUUAACACAUUAAGGUAUGUUGUUGUCACCUGGUAACCCAAAAUUUAUAGGGACAUUCUGAAACCUUUGUGAAUGUAUAUUUUUUGGCAUUGUGGUCAUUGUUUUGAUCAGCAUUGUAAGAGGUACCCAGAUUUUAUUGUACGAAUUAUAAUGUCUCCUUUUUUUAAAGAAUAAUUCACCCAAAACAUUCAAGACAGCUUUAAAAGCAGAAUAAUACUCUACACAUGCAAACAUUAUGCAAUUUGAAUUUUUGGAAAGGGCUCCAACUUUUUAUUUAUUAUACUAUAUAAAAGUUACAAAAGCCUUGUUAUACACGUUUCUAAAAUGUAAACAUUUGUCCCUCACAUUUACAAUUAAGCUCUUGUUAUAAGACUGUUUCAACAACCCAUGGUCGGGUAAGAUAUAUCCAUAUUCCUCAAACAUCUGCAUUUGUUCUCUCUUUGUUGGGUUGUAUCUCUCUAGGGCCAACUGGCCCACGACUGGCAGCAGACAUUUGCUCUAAUACGGGUGCGCAGCUGUCGCGCGCUAGAGGCGGGCAUUGAUAACAUUCACUUGACAGCAAAUGUUUCUGAACGCGCGUUAUGCAUUGCCCACAAUAAACCGGUGGCCUGUACACAGACUUGUGUUUUGCAGUAGCUUUGUGAAACAUGACAUCAUUUCUAAUAAUAGCUGUGCUGUAUUUAAUGUGUCAGUAGAUUACGUGCAUUUGUAAAAUUGCGAAAUAAACCAUUUGAGGUUCUAUUAUAGGCAAGUUGGUGUUAUAAAUAUAAGAAAUCCGAAUUCGUGCAAUGCACCGUUUGGAGAUAAGAAGCGCGUCGUGGAUGUGUGUUGACCUGGCACAGCCUCUCACUCCUUUUCUCUCACUCACUCACUCACUCACUCACUCACUCUCUCUCACACACACUCCCACCUCCCUCUUUCCCCUCUCCCCCUGCUCACUUGUCACUUGCCCUCUGCUCACACAACAAGUCUUCUCAAUCACACAAACCGCACUGCGGCCCGGUGCCACUAAUCUCCGUGCGGGACGCAGUUCAGAGCAGAUGGAGACACUUCAUACGGGCAUCGCCAGCAGAGAGGACACCGGACCGUUCAAAAAGCCGCUGUUGCAGAAGGAGCAUUGCAACGAUGACGACAACAGCGAAACAAAUUACGUAGACCUCGGUAAUAAGCCGUCGGACAUGAAGUCGGAUAGCGCAAAGACGGUAAAAGUCACUUUCACAGGCGAAGGAAACCAGCUAGCCAUUUUCAAAUGCAAAGGCGAUGCGUCCGUCUCCAGCAGGAGUCCUGGAGGACAAGGGGAGAACGAUAAACACGAUAGUGUCAGUACAAGUUUAUCAGAAGAGUGUCUCCAUAACGUCGAAAUUGAAAAGUGCUACGCUGAAAGACUUUGCGGAGAGCGCGAUCCAUUAAUACGCGUUCCUUCAGACGAUGAGUUUACAGGAGACGAGAGCAAAAAGGACGCGGAAAGCGAACCAAAAAGCGAAACUCCAAAAUAUGAAACUGAGGAGUUGCAAUACACGGAUAUGUACUUGAACAGUCGCUGUGAAUCAAAAGAUGGCACGGGCUCGGCGGACGUGGAGCCGCACUAUAUCACGACGCACGAGAUUCAGCUCACCGAGUUGGAUCACGAUGUGGAUUAUGAGUUUGGCCGCGGAUCCUGCUGGGAUUUCGAGGAUGAUAAUCUGGUAUAUUCGUUUGUCGAUUACGCGUCGUUUGAGAGCGGCGAGAAGACUCGUGGAAGAAUUCAAAGCAAGGCGAAGAGCGGCAAGGUUCCAUCAACUUUACGCGCAGCGAAACUUGGCAGCACCGAGAGUGAACUUUGUGAAUCCGACAAAUGUGCCAGUUCGGACGAGGGUGUGGGUAAAACCGAACACGAACAAGAACACCGAAAUACGACGGGACCUAUUCACCUGUCCAUCAAAACGUCCUCUCGGGCCAUCAACGAGCAUGGUAAUGUCUUGCAACAGAAGAAUCUUCGCCUUCACACCAGACGCGCAGCCGAGGAGAGGCAAUAUUCAUUCAGAAGUUCUGACUCCAAAAGUGAAGCCCUGUACGACCGCUAUUUUAUCCCACCUCCGGGUCGCCAACACCUAGCGAGCAAACUGAGAGUCAAAGACAUCAAUGAAUAUUCCAGUGGCGCGUCCAGUUCCGUUAGCGAGCUUGAUGACGCGGAUAAAGAGGUGCGCAAUCUUACCGCGCGUUCAUUCCGGAGUCUGGCGUGUCCUUACUUUGAUGCCAUAAAUUUAAGCAGCUCGAGUGAGUCUUCAAUGUCAGAACACAGCUUAAGUAUUAACAAAUGGUCUGCUUUCAUGGACUUGAAUUACAGCAACUUGACGCAAGGACUCGACCAGAACAUGCUUGUGCGCAAAACCCCUACGCCCGUUUUGGAGGGGAAUAACGACGCUGACUAUAAAAACAACAAAGAUGCACUUCGUAGUAAUAUACCAAACUCGCAAACCAAUAUACUGUCGUUGAAGAAUAACUUCAACUCUCAGCAGUCCUCUGGGGCUUCUAAAAAAAUAGAGAUACGAAGCAAACCGGACAGCUCUGAAACCAUCACUCUCACAGAAACCUUGAACUUCAGCUGCAAUGUCGGAGCAGGGAUGCCUGCGCGCGAGAGACGCGCGAAGCGCUCAUUGAAUGCCAAUGGGUCACGUUCCACAGCUGAAAUCAUAGGCAUCACACCAACCAAGUGCGAAGCAGAAAACCAGGUUCCAGAAACUGUUGAAACAUUUGAAGAUACCCACAAAAAAGCAAUUUUCGCUUCUAGUCUUUUAAAAAACGUAAUCUCCAAGAAAAUGCUAUUUGAACAAGAGCGCAAAAUGGAAAGGGGCGAAAUUUGCGACACACACCCGAUUUCUCCAUUGUGUCCUCAAUCUAGAGAUCAGGACGCAAAGAAAGAAAAUGAGUUACAAAGUGACAACUCGGAAACUGAAUCUGGACACUCGCAAGAGGAGCUCAAGGAUGUAGCAGACAACGUAUCUUGUGUCUCAGAUGAUGAGCCACCAGAGACCCCGCGUUCCCAAACGGCUGAUCUCACCGAGUCAUCCUGUGCCCCAGGAAUUGCUUCUAAAAUAGACCCAAGAGAUGCCCAACAAAGUCCCGUGACCCCCAGUCAAACGAGCGCUUUCAAAACCUGGAAAGAUGGUGAGCAGGAAUCUGCAGCACAGGGUGAUGUAGAAUCUCAAUGCGCACUGGAGGAAACACCGCCAGAUGCUUCAAUUAGACCCGUGAUGGAAAGCAACAAAUGUGUUGAGGGUGAGAGUAGUAAGAUGAUUAAGAUGUCUCACUUGUAUGUUCCUAGCUCGCAGCUUAUGCCCAAAGAAAAAGAAGCUGUCGGUCUUUCGUUACAUAAUCUAAAAGUGAACAGAGAUGUUGCAGAGUCAGAAGGGGGAGGGUGCGCAAAACAUAGCUCGGGCCAGCUACCGUGCGCUGCGGACCCAGACAAGACCUUACAAUGUCAAAAAGCACCUGAGAUCAAAAUACGCAUUCAAAGUGUCAAAGAAAACCAAGGAAAUCAGUUCAACAUCGCCAACCUUUUAACUCCUAAUAUCCAUUACAACGUCAACCAUAAAAAGGGAGAGUCUAAAAGUAAUUUGCUUACCCUAUCUGAUAGAGUACCGCAUUUUAUGGUGAGGGAUAUUAGAGAUAAUAAAUGUAAGUUCCAGACGCCCAUUCAUCAGGUCAGAGACGUGCGCAAGUUGGUUAAAAGCUCAUACAGGUUGGCACUAGAAAACACUUGUGGCGCGUCAGGGACUUACUCUAGCGCAACACCGGAUGGCAAACCUGUUACAAAAAGACCCUUUCCUACGUCAAUGGUAAUAAAAUGUCAGUCUGUAAACACAAACAGUGCCACAAAAGAUCCUGACCCCAUAAACGUAAGCUCUAAACGCGAGGAGGUCAACAGUGUACACGAAACCGCAAGAACGUCUCAAAAUCUCCCAUCUGAAUGCACUACAAAAAGCGACGGCGUGCGCGCAACAACCAGAGCUCCGUGCGCAAAGCAGCAUUUGACGGAACAACACGAGUUUAGCUUAAAAAUCGAUGCCAAAAAAUCAGAUGGCAACGAGAAGAAACCAGAGUCGAAAGUCCGGAAUCAAAUAGCUCUUGAAAAGUUAAAAGCAGCCGUGAAAACUAUGGAGCAGUUGUACGUUUUUGACAGGAACGAAUGGAAGCGCAAAACGCAAGCGCCACGGGCGAUCACAGACAGUCACGUGCUGCCAUUAAUCACGAAAGAGAAACAGGGGGUCACGACCAGAAGGGACAUCGAUAACGAAUGUGGAAGAGCUGAUAAUGAGAAGUUUACUAGCACGCAGCUGCACACUGAUAAGUUGGCCACAGCUCCUAGCACAGGCGCUGUGAUGGAUGAGGAUAAAAUGUAUAUGCCAACAAGUUCUCACAUUCAGGAAGACACUGCUAAAUUAGUAACCCAAAGGGCAGAUUCUUUGAAUAACAAGUGUGUGUUUAGUCUGGGCGGUAACCUCAAAGCACCCACCCAUACAACCAGAGGGAAUGAAAGCACUCAGCAAAUAUGUUCUAGCAAAAGCUACACCUAUAAAUCUCACAAAGCACCCCUGUCACUGACAAUCUGUCCCCCGAAAGCAAAAAGCGAGGAACGUGGGAAUGACACUGUUUCAGAGCACCAGCAGCAUCAGCCCUCAGACUCUGACAAUUACCUGACCAUCCCUGUUAAAGCUGCAGAUUCCAAACAAACCCAGCCUCUCCCAAAGCCAUCCCAUCAGCCCCUGCAACGCUCACCUAUAGUUACAGAGUCUUGGUCACCAGAAAGUCAGGCCGCCAUGAUAUAUCACCACGCCGUUCCCCUGCCGGCUGUGCCCACCAUACCUGCCCCACAACCCCAGGUACUGUGCCUCACCCCUCCUGCAGAGCCCCUGCAACCCCACGUCCAGCGCAAACUCCUGCUGGACCCCACCACAGGCCAAUACUAUUUAGUGGAAGCCCCUGUGCCCAUGCAGCCAGCCGCCCAGCGGUUUUACGAUCCCGAGAGCGGUCAGUACUUGGACAUUCCUUUAUCGCUCACACCGGUGCCAGUGUCGGUCUCACCGGUCACCCUCAGCCCAGCGGCAACUCAUCCCCCCACGUACCUAGUUUACCCAUCGACCCUGUUGCCACCUCACCCACAACACAGUACCCACUCCUCCACCUGUUCAGAGGGCGAGGAUGCGGUUGAGACGGGCAGCAUGUGUCUGAUCCAGCCGGGCAUGGCGGGACCAGGUGGCACCAAACCUGUCAUUAGUAUCUCAUCGCAGCAAAGCGCCCGUAUCGUCGCCCCUCCGUCCUUUGAUGGCACAACCAUGAGCUUUGUGGUGGAGCAUAGAUAAGUGAAUGAUGGUCUAUGUUUGGUGGAAUGCAUUCUUCUACCUUCCACUUGAAAAACUAUUCCUCAGACAUGUUUCCCACAUCUGUGUUCAUCGAUUCCUUGCAUUGUGCCAUCUGAAAGCGAAUGACUGAAACAAGUCUGUUUUAAAAGACUUCUGUAACAGUUGCUUUUUAUGUAGCAGGCGAUAAUUUGGACUUUAUCAGACUACUUUUUGUUGCCUAUCCAGGCAUCUUGAAGCACUGCAUAGGUAAGGUUGCUGAAUUAAUUUGUUAUAUAAAACGUGAUUUGUUCUUACAUUUUAUGGACCCCUUUUUAACUACCUGUAGAAAGUAGCAGCAAGUUCUGAAUGAGAAAACCAUGUUGUGUGUGAUUGAAAGGAAAAGAAAGAUGUGUAUGAGAACAGGACCGCACAAGAGAUGUGUCUGAUUCCUGUCACAGUGAUGAGAUUUAUUGUCAUUAUAACCAAUGGAUCGAUUGGUAGUUUUGUACAUUGUAUUAUGCUAAUAAGAUUGAAAGCCGUUGUGCAUUUACUACGAAGUUGAAAAUUGUCUCUUUAUGUUCCCAAUUACCUCGGUUUGCAAUGUGCGUAUGUUGCUAUCUGGUAUUUGCAUCCAUAGUAUUUUGUGAUUUUUUCUGUUUUGUUACAUUGAUCUUACAUUAAAGGUAUAUGGAUCUGCAGGUCAGUCUAUGUACCACUUCUAAAAUGAA
Paramisgurnus dabryanus is the source of this 8230-nucleotide messenger RNA. RefSeq lists its product as uncharacterized. The record is from RefSeq and is a predicted model, not a curated record. Lineage: Eukaryota; Metazoa; Chordata; Actinopteri; Cypriniformes; Cobitidae.